GUGCACGCGCCUGGGGCGCGGAGGCGAACGGGCGCUGGGGAGGUGCGUGUGAGGCCGGCGCCUUUCAGGACCCGCCGUGCGCUGCGCAUGCGUGCUGAGUGGGGCGAAGAGCCGGCCCAGAGUGCUCGGAGUGGCGCCCGCGCCUGAGGAGUAGAGCAGAAUCUGCCGCAGGCCCGGGGCAGGCCGGUGAUCGGGAUAGGCCGUUCAUCGCGAUAGGCCGUUCAUCGCGGCCCGCGGUAGGCUGUCCGUGCGCGGGUCCCGCCGCCCGCCGGCUCCCGGCGCCCGCCAGCUCCCGCCGCCAGGCCUCCCGAGACAGGUCUGCAGGUGCGUCUGCGGGGAGGCCGGGGGAGGCACAAGGAACUACCAGGAUGAAGCUGGUGAGGAAAGACCUGGAGAAGGACAAUGCGGGGCAGGUGACGCUGAUCCCCGAGGAGCCCGAGGACAUGUGGCAUACCUACAAUCUGCUGCAGGUGGGUGACAGCCUGCGGGCCUCCACCAUCCGGAAAGUGCAGACCGAAUCGGCCACGGGCAGCGUGGGCAGCAACCGCAUCCGCACUACCCUCACCCUCUGCGUGGAGGCCAUCGACUUCGACUCACAGGCCUGCCAGCUGAGAGUGAAGGGCACUAACAUCCAAGAGAAUGAGUACGUCAAGAUGGGGGCCUACCAUACCAUCGAGCUGGAGCCCAACCGGCAGUUCACGCUGGCCAAGAAGCAGUGGGACAGCGUGGUGCUGGAGCGCAUCGAGCAGGCCUGUGACCCGGCCUGGAGUGCCGAUGUGGCAGCCGUGGUCAUGCAGGAAGGGCUGGCUCACGUCUGCUUGGUCACUCCAAGCAUGACGCUUACCCGUGCCAAGGUGGAGGUGAACAUCCCCCGCAAGCGGAAAGGGAACUGCAGUCAGCAUGACCGGGCCCUGGAGAGAUUUUAUGAGCAGGUGGUACAAGCCAUCCAGCGGCAUAUCAACUUUGAGGUGGUGAAGUGUGUACUGGUGGCUAGCCCAGGCUUCGUACGGGAGCAGUUCUGCGACUACAUGUUCCAGCAGGCGGUCAAGACUGACAAUAAGCUGCUUCUGGAGAACAGGUCCAAAUUCCUACAGGUCCACUCGUCCUCUGGACAUAAAUAUGCAUUGAAGGAAGCCCUCUGCGACCCAGCUGUAACUAGCCGUCUCUCUGACACUAAGGCAGCUGGUGAGGUCAAAGCCUUAGAUGACUUCUACAAAAUGCUGCAGCAUGAGCCUGACCGGGCUUUUUAUGGUCUGAAGCAUGUAGAGAAGGCCAAUGAAGCCAUGGCCAUUGAUACCUUGCUGAUCAGCGAUGAGCUUUUCCGGCACCAGGAUGUGGCUACACGUGCCCGAUAUGUUAAGUUGGUAGAUAGUGUACGGGAGAACAUGGGCACAGUACGCAUUUUCUCCAGCCUGCAUGUGUCUGGAGAGCAGCUUGGCCAACUGACAGGAGUGGCAGCCAUCCUGCGCUUUCCUGUUGCUGAGCUCUCUGACCAGGAAGACGAAUCUAGCUCUGAAGAGGAUUGAUAACGGUGACUUCAUUCCACAGUUUCUUUUCCAAGUCAUGUUGAAAUGACAUUAAAGGCCCUCCCUUCCUAAGUACAGUGUGCAGGUGUGCUGUGACUUGUAAUUUAAUUUUUUCAUAGUAUUUCUUACAGUAUAUAGCUCUGCUCAGCACACUAAUGGAUGUCUGUUCUAUGGUAAUGGUUAUUGGUGUACUGUGCGUUGGAGGUGACUGGUUUUGCAAGUUACACCCUGGACCUCCAGCAGUAGAAGAAACUGAUUUGACUCCCCAAAGGGGCUCACUCUGCACGUUAAGGCAGACUGACAGCCUAGUGUUUUGGAAAAUGUAUGAAAAGAUAAUAAACUAAGAGGGAGAAAAUUGUGUCAGACUGUCAGUUUCUGUCCAAAUGCUUGAAAAGAGUAUUGCAGAACAAAUGUAAGCUUCUUUAUGCAAGACCUGACAAAACUGUGCUUGAUCUUAGGAACUCACCAUUCUUCCUAUGACAUGGCAAAGGAGUGAGUUCAAAAUCAUCUCUUAGGGGUUUUUGUGGUGUUAUGAGUCUUACCACUUAAAUAUUUCUGAGUAACACUUGAAGCAAUCUUUCAGAAACAAGACCUUUUAAAUUAACCAUUGCCUCCCUAAUUUGAUAGUCGAUGCGAGACAAAUUGUGAAGCUCACUGCACCCUUUUCUGUUUCUUUUUGAAUGCUGUUAUAUUGUGAGACUGUCCUGAAAACUAACAAGGUAUGAUGCAUCUUGUCAUUGACUGUAUUCUGAUAAGUUGACAUGGGGAUUAUUUCGCGCACAGUUUUGAGAAGAUGUGUGAAAAGGCUUGCAAAAUCAGGACCCAGGCUUCCAUAAGGAAUCUUUUGACAACAAAUAGUUUAAAUAAGUUCAUAGUCUGGUAUUUUUCUCCUUGUAUACCCCUUUAAAAAAUACAUAAGUUGUGAUACAGAAGUAAAUAUUACAAAUUUCUAAAUCAAGCUUCAGCUUGAGAUAAUGAGAACUGUAAAAAUAAAAAUUGCUAUUCCAAUUAGUUGCUCUGCCUCAAGUUUUGAGAGCCACUAUUUUCUUUCUUCACUGAGCAAUAAAUAUUAAGCUGAGGAAGGAGAAACUGCUUUCAAAUUCUGACAUACGUGUGAGGGGAUUGUUCGAUUUAAACCAAUUUUUGAUGGUGUAGGUUGUGCGUGUAAAUAAGCAUUCCUUUUUUUUUUUAAUGUGAUGGGGGGGGAACAAGAGAGACUUGCUGAAGAUAAAUUUUAUUUAAGAAAGCUGUAGAAGACUUCUGAAAUACAGAAAGGCACAUAACAGUGGAAUAUUAAAAAUAAAAACACCAAAGCGUUUAGUCUGAGUAGUAUAAUUUUAGCAAAAGCAUUUUUAAUGGUACUAACAUAUGUUGAUGGAUGCCAGAUCUAUGAAUUUGAUAUUAUCUACUGCUAGCUGAAUCAUCAGCCUAAACUUGAUUGAGAAGUUGAUUUAAAAAGCCAUCUCCCCUUUUCCCAUCAUCCAAACAGCCUAAGGAAUGUAUGAACAGAACUUACGUUAGAACCGUACUGUAUUAACACUAAUUCUUCUCUCACUGAAGACAAGCUCAUUAAGACAAUUGUUUAGAGUCACAUUGCACAGAUAAACUAUGUUAUUUGAGCAUUUUUGUCUUGAGUGGUGUUGAGUGCCAUAAGUUACAGAAUGCUGAGGUAAACUUCCUUCAAUAGUUAGGACUGGUUAAAUUAGAACUUCUUUUUUUUUUUUUCUUUUAAAAUUGUGCCAAAGAUUAUUAUAUACCUUUCCAGCUACACAGCACCCUGAUUUCUGCCAUAUAUGGAGUUAAAUGUAAGGAACAUAUGAAACAAGCAGAAGACUCUGACCUUCAAUAAGUGUCACUUAUAUGCUGCAAAUUCAGGCUUUAAACAGGCUCAUAAUGUCUAAACAAUGUCGUUAAUUUCUUUAAGAUAAGCUGGUAUAUUUGUAUUUUAGUUCUUAUAAGUAAUGCCAGUUUGUUGCAGUUGUACAUAAGUGAUACAUGCAAAAUUGUAGUACACCACUUAGUUUAAUUCUCAGCAAACUGAGAGAUAAAACAAACUGUUCCUUGUUUGUGGGAGGGUUUUCUAUAUUAUUAGACCAAAUUGAUUCCAAUUAUUCCAUUUUGAACAAGAAAUUAUGAAGAGUUUUUAUUCUGUACUAUAAGAAGAUUAAAUUGGCAAUUCUGCAAGUCUAUGUUUCGUGCUUGUGUUAGUGUAUCACCAAGGAAAAGAAGCAGCUAUUUUGCUGCUUAUUUGGAUUUUUAAGGUAUAAAAGCAAACAUCUGGUAAGAAAAUAUGUUCAUAGUUAUUCUUUGAAUUAUUUAUACUUAGAAUGAAAAUUCUACACAGACUUUACCAUUUUUUAGUAUUUUUCUUUUUUUUAGUUAUUGCUGUCAUGGCAUUAAGUCUGAAAGAAAUACGCAUCUAGUUACCCACAGCAUGGAAAGAUACGAUUUUUUAAUUUUUUUUUUGGUAAGCAUUUUUGUCGUAAAAUAAAUAUACAAUCACUAUGUAGACAAAUGCAUCCUGUUUCAGGAAACAGCUUAAGGGCUUGGUAUUGAAAGUAGACUGCGUUCAGUAGUUGCAGAUGCUUGACCUGGCAAAGUUCCAGGGUUGCUGGUAUCUUCUAUAUUUAAAGAAAUUUUGAAUUGUUGAAAAGUCCGUGUUGAGAAAGAUGCUUGCUUAACACAGACUUUAAUGUCUGUGUGCGGAUAGUACACAGAAGAUGCAUGUCAUCUGCAGAUCAAAUGAAUAAGUAAGUGCUAGAGCCAUGGGAAUUUUUUUUUUAUCUUCUCUUUGGAACUAAACAUACAUGAGAUAAAAACUGUCUGCAGUAUGAAAAUUGUUCUCAUGCACCAUGAAGUAUUUAGUAAUUUUGAACAGUGUUUCAGUUUAGUUUCUGAUAAUGGUCUGACAUAAUUCUGUGAAUCAGUAGCAUGUUUUAUCUUCCAAUUUUCCAGUUUUCAAAAUAAAUUAAUACACACUGUAGGACUUCUUAAUAUUUGUUACAUUUGGUAGGAAGAAUGUUUUUAAAAGUAUCAUGAAAUCAGCUUGAUCCUGAAUCCUGCUGUGCUCUUUAGAGAUUCAAAUAGAUUCAUUAAUUUAGGUCAUAAAACCUCACUUGCAAACUCUUACUUUGGAGCAGACUUCAGUUUGUUAGUUCUGUCACUUUUGCCAUUUAAAUCCAGUUAUUAUUAUAUAAUUUUUUUGUGAUUGUUUAGCAAAUAAAGUUUGGUGCAAAAUAUGAAGCCACCACCAGCAAGAGACAAAAUAAUCCUGCUAGUUGUAAAGCAAAAUAAAAGACAGCCUUUCAGUGAAGCUGUAAACCAUUUAACAGUAUUUGACCUACGGAAUUCCUCAUCUCCCUCUUCCUGUCUUCAUCCUUGUACACUAUGUGAGUAAAAUACUGGGAACAAAUGAUCUGACCAUCAGUGUAACAAGAGACCAUAGCUCUUCAUCUUCAUUUGCUAUCCAACAAGCGUGAUGUUUUUAAAGUCAUGUAAAUGUCUGAAAUAAUUUUCAUAUGCUACUAUUCUCUCUAAGGUUAAGUAGCACUGAAUAUUAAAAGUGUCUUACCCUUUGAAAAUAUCUUAGUUUAACUUUUGAGUUGCUGACCAUGGUUUGCAGGGUUUUUGUGAAGGUAUAUUAUAGCUACCUUUGACUGAUUAAUACUUUGAGCCUCUGUAAUUUCUUUCUGGAAGCUGCGUGAUCCAUCCAGAAGAUGUGCUCAAUUUCAUAAAGGCAAAGUGGGGAUAGAAGGUGUAAUCAUGUGCAUGUGAUCUCUUUUAGUCACCCUGUCCAUUCACUUUUCUCUCAGAUUUUCAUAUCUCUAUUUUUAAAGAAAACAGGCCUGUUUUGUAAAGUAAUAAAUGUCUAGUUUUGCAGGAAAAAAAGCAUGUUCUCAUAAUGUUAAUAAAUGUUCAUGAACCACA
Molecule: messenger RNA, 5453 nt
Organism: Columba livia (rock pigeon)
Lineage: Eukaryota; Metazoa; Chordata; Aves; Columbiformes; Columbidae
Gene: PELO
Product: pelota mRNA surveillance and ribosome rescue factor
Exons: 2
Coding region: 369-1526 (385 amino acids)
Biological process (GO): nonfunctional rRNA decay; RNA surveillance; ribosome disassembly
Cellular component (GO): cytoplasm
Source: RefSeq, a predicted model, not a curated record